Caenorhabditis sp. 36 PRJEB53466 is the source of this 1016-nucleotide messenger RNA. Lineage: Eukaryota; Metazoa; Nematoda; Chromadorea; Rhabditida; Rhabditidae. The record is from the annotation of a GenBank genome assembly.
AUGCUUCGUUGGCUUUUCCCCGACAAUUCGACGAGAAGCUUCGACGCGCCGUCGGAGACGCAGAGUGCGCGCGACGAUCGGAAAAACAUCGGAUACGGAGAGAACUACCUUCUUUUCGACUUGGUCAUCGGGGAAAUCGAAAUGGCGGUCGUUCGGUUCGAGACGGAGAAGGAGCUGAAGGCGGAGGAAGAGCGGAAAGCGGAGCGUCGACCCGACUACUCGUGGCUCGUCUCCGGAAAUUCGCAUCGGGCGAGAAAGCAGUUAUCCGUGCAUGUGAGUCGCGAAACGGACCUUACCUAGAAUAUGAUCCCUCGCUGAUCCCCAUUCAAUUUCCUUUGAAAUCCCGUAAACACCGAGUCCUGCUGGUUCUCGAAUCUUCUCUCGAAAACUAAACAACAAUCACCAGUUAUUUUGGUUUGCGGUCAUCCGCCGCCGACGUAAUCGCCGCCUGAAAAUAGACUGAAAGCGCUGCACUUUCGCAUUCCGAUCGGGCGUAAUUGAGGCGUUGCUCUUUCAUAAUCGCACGUUUUCAGGAGAAGAAUCGGAUCGAGAAUGCGUGCGAGCGACUCAAGCCGUGCGAAUGGUCGAAGACUAUCGACACGUGGAAAAAGAAGACGCAGGUAGGUAUCAGAAAUAAUCCGUUUCGAGAAUAUUCUUAGUCACGUUUUCCGUCUAUCGAGCUAUCUUUUGGAUUUUUCAUCUGAGAAAAAAUCGGGUUCAAAUAAACUGAGCCAGGGGCUUCGGAGGAUUAAGCGGGGGUGGUCGGAAAGAGAGACAAGUGCUUACAGGACCCGUCGUCGCGCGAUGAAAUUGUGGAGCAGUUCGUGAUUGCCACGCACGACACGAUCCAAGCACGGAAGCACGAGCCGACUUUGGGCGAGGUCGUCAGGAACAUUACCUCGGGACGGUCGAUCAGUUUCAACUCGGUCCGACACGCGGACAUGCCACGGAACGCCCCCGCAUCCGCGAGAAACGUGGCCGAACUUUCUUUUAUCGAACUGCAGGAAAUGGUUUGA